AUGUUUCUGCAGGAUUCCUUUCUGAGCAUGGAGAUGAGAAUGGAGAUCCCGCCCACACUCCUGGAGCUGGCAGGAGAGAGCCUACUGAGCGACGAGGCCGCUGCCAUCGCAGCUCUGGAGCACCUGCCCGCUGAGCUCUUCCCAUUUCUGUUCCUCCUGGCCUACCAUAGUAGACAACACCAGGAGUCCCUGAAGGCGAUGACCCAAGCUUGGCCCUACCCUGUCCUUCAUCUGGGAGCCCUGAUGCGUCGGCCUCGAGUCGAGUUCUUAAAAACCGUGUUGGAUGGGCUUGAUCUUCUGCUUGCCCAGGAGGUUCGCCCCAGGAGGUGGAAACUGCGGGUGCUGGAUUUAAGGAACCAGGGUGUAGAUUUCUAUGGAUGGUGGUAUGGAGACAGAACCCAUGAUCACUCACUAACAGGACCAAUAACUGUGCACCAGUCCAGCCCCAACAAGGAGCACCCCUUAGCUCCCGUGGAGGUGUUCCUAGACCUUAACUUCAAUGUAAGGGGCAUAGAUGCGUUUUUCAUGUACAUCAUCCGAUGGGCCCAGCAGAGGGAAGGGCUGCUACACCUGUGCUGCAAAAUGCUGAGGAUUAUUGUGGGGCCCUUCCAGCGGGUGAGGCAGGUCCUGGAUUCCGUGCAGCUGGACUGUAUCCAGGAUGUGGAAGUGAUCAGCACCUGGGGCCUCCCCACCCUGGGGACGUUUGCUCUUUACCUGGGUCAGAUGAGGAACCUACAGAGACUCUUUCUCUCCCACAUCCACAUGUUGAAUGAGGAGGAUGAAGAUGAAAAUGAGAAUAUGGAGGAGGAGGAGAGACUGGAGGAGGAGGAGAGAUUGGAGGAGGAGGAGAGACUGGAGGAGGAGGAAAUACUGGAGGGGGAGGAAAUACUGGAGGAGGAGGAUCAGGAGAUGGGAGAGGAAGAUGAGUGGCAGAGGGAGGAGCAGGAGCACCAGGAGGGGCAAGAGGAGCAGGAGGAGCAGGAGCACCAGGAGGGGCAAGAGGAGCAGGAGGAGCCAGAUGAACAGGGAUCCUUUUCCCAAUUCCUGUCUCAGAUGCUCAGGCUGCGGCGCCUCCGAGAGCUUCACAUCGUUUCCCCCUCCUUCCUCCGAGGCCGUCUGGACCAGAUGCUCAGGUGUCUGCAGACUCCCUUGGAAAGCCUUGCCAUAAGCCGUUGCCAGCGCCUGACCCAUUCAGACCUGACACACCUGUUUCAGUGCCCAAACCUUAGGCAGCUGAAGUGCCUGCGUCUGUAUUGUGCCAGCCUUGCUGAUUUUAGUCCUGAGCCACUCCGAGCUCUGCUGGAGGCAGUGGCACCCACCCUCCAGGACCUGAGCUUAGAUAACUGUGCCAUGGUGGACUCCCAAGUCGAGGCCAUACUUCCUGCCCUGAGCCGCUGUCACCAGCUGAGCAAAUUCACCAUCUCUAAGAACCGCUUCUCCUUGGCCACCUUGGGGAAGUUGCUGCGUCACACAGCUGGGCUGCGCAGCUUAGAGGUGGAGUUGUACCCUGCCCCCCUGGAGUGUUACCCGACCCAGGACAUUGAGGACACUAUCAACCAGGAGAGACUUGGCGAGAUCCGGGCUGAGCUGACGGGGAUUCUGAGGGAGUUAGGACAGGCCAGAAACAUCCUGCUUGCUGCCAAGCACAGUGAGGGCUACGAGUUUUAUGAUGUGGCAUUUCCAUGA
Messenger RNA from Pipistrellus nathusii (Nathusius's pipistrelle), 1686 nucleotides. The record is from the annotation of a GenBank genome assembly. Lineage: Eukaryota; Metazoa; Chordata; Mammalia; Chiroptera; Vespertilionidae.